AUGCAUUUGACUUCCAGUGUUCUAGCGCUUUCAGCCAUUCUUGCGCCCAUUUACGCUGGCAAGAUAACAAUAAUCCCUCCUGAUGAUACUAAUCUCGAGUUCGUCGGCGUCGAGUACAAGACUGCUGCGGAGAAGCUCCCCGUGCUCUACAACUACCCUAACACAGCAAAUAUCACAAACUGGGAGGAGAUGCAUAGGUUGCUCGACAAUCACACAAUCCAGGCAGGGGCUAGGACAAACAUAUUCCGCGUCCCGUUUAAUUUCAACCAGCUCUUUAUCGAGAACUCGUCCCGUCCUGUCAAUGAAACAGAGCUGAACAACCUCGCGUCCGUCGUGGAAACCAUCGUUCAAGGUCCCGGUCCCUCCCCAUAUGUCGCCAUCGUACCUGAGGUAGUCAACGGGACAAAACGCCUCAAAGACCCCGAUGAACUGUACCAGUUCUGGAGGGUAAUAGGCAAGAAGUUCCAGCAUAGCACCCAUGUGAUUUUCGACCUCGGUCUUCCGGCCACGGCCAACAGAGCGCUCGCGGCAGACCUGAGCCAGGAAGCAAUCAGGGCAAUCCGGAGGGCUGGGGCUCGGAAGCAGUACAUCUUCCUCCCAACAGACAUGGCCACUCUGAACGAUCCACUUCGUCUGAUUAUCCGGGAUCCCUCACAUCGGACAAUCUUCGAGGUUGACAUCAAUUUGGUGUGCGGGGCUACAUAUAGGCGUUACAAGGGGCCCCAUCGGAGGGUCAAGAAGAAAAAGUGGCCGCACAAAGCGCUGCUAUUCCCUUUGGUCAAAUGGGCGGAGAAGACGAAACAGCGGACAGUCGUCAGACGGGUGCAAACAAACAGAAGCUGCCCGGAUCAGGUCGACAAACUCUUGAAUUACAUGGCGAAGAGGCCAGACAGGUGGGCUGGAUGGCUGUGGAAAGAGAACAAGAUGGAUAGACCUGAUAUGGAGUGA
Clonostachys solani is the source of this 948-nucleotide messenger RNA. The record is from the annotation of a GenBank genome assembly. NCBI's taxonomy places the organism in Eukaryota, Fungi, Ascomycota, Sordariomycetes, Hypocreales, Bionectriaceae.